CUGACAUCAUGCCGUCGUUCGACCCAACCAACGUGAACCUGGACACAGCCAGUGUUGAGGAAAUCUACUGCUACCUGCAGCUGUCGGAAAAUGAAUACAACGGACGACUCGGGGCGCGCAUCUCUUCCAUCUUCGUCAUUCUAGUGAGUUCGUCAGCAUUCACACUCUUCCCUGUAGUGGCAAGAAGAGUUCCGCGGUGGAAUAUCCCCUACCCGGUCUACCUCUUCGCUCGAUAUUUCGGCACCGGGGUCAUUGUUGCCACGGCCUUCAUCCACCUCUUGGACCCGGCAUACGAGGGAAUCGGCACAAACAGCUGCGUGGGUAUAUCAGGGCACUGGGCGGACUAUUCUUGGUGUGCCGCCAUUGUCCUGGGGUCGGUGAUAGUUAUCUUUCUGAUGGACGUGGCGUCCGAGGUGUACGUGGAGAGGACAUAUGGCGUGGAGAAGGAGCACGGCGCGACCGACCGAUUUCUAAUUCGAACUAGCUUGCUGCAGAGCGACAGCACGUCUGUGGAAAGCGAUACCCUCUCGGGGCCCAAGUGGCCCGAGCCCCCUGUGGAGGUAAGCUCCUUCGGAUCCGAACGGUCAUUCCGAAAGGACAUCGCGGCCUUUCUCAUCCUGGAAUUUGGCAUCAUCUUCCACUCCGUCAUCAUCGGACUGAAUCUGGGAGUUACCGGCGAUGAGUUCACGACUCUGUACCCGGUGUUGGUCUUUCAUCAAGCGUUUGAGGGCCUGGGCAUCGGGGCGCAAAUGUCUGCCCUCCACUUUGGCCCACGCCGGUGGCUGCCCUGGGUGCUCUGCAUGGCAUAUGGCCUCACCACACCGGUCUCGAUCGGGAUCGGGCUGGGGGUGCGCACCACGUAUAACUCGGGGUCCAAGACGGCAACGAUCGUGCAGGGGGUGUUGAACGCCAUCUCUGCGGGGGUUCUGAUCUACAGCGGGCUGGUGGAGCUGUUGGCGCGCGACUUUCUGUUUAACCCGGACCGGACCAAGCGGCGGGCGCACCUGCUGGGGAUGCUGUGCUGCGUGUUGCUGGGGGUAGGCGUCAUGGCGCUGCUGGGGAAAUGGGCCUAGAGGGUAUGAUGUCGGGUGUAGAACCAUCAUUUCAUGAUUUUACCAUGUUUCCAGUUUCACAGGUCACAGAGGAGGGCUCAAGGGACCUUGGGGGUUGACCGGCUACGGCCGAGCAAAUACCCGGAAGAUGUGUUUUUGCAAUACGGGCCUCAGCCCUGCCGUGCGUUGUUACCACCUGGCAGGAGGCGUGGCUUAGCCCUGCAUCUGCAAGGCAGCAGCUACUA
Molecule: messenger RNA, 1297 nt
Organism: Aspergillus heteromorphus CBS 117.55
Lineage: Eukaryota; Fungi; Ascomycota; Eurotiomycetes; Eurotiales; Aspergillaceae
Gene: zrfA
Product: high-affinity Zn(2+) transporter ZRT1
Exons: 1
Coding region: 9-1073 (354 amino acids)
Biological process (GO): zinc ion import across plasma membrane
Cellular component (GO): plasma membrane
Molecular function (GO): high-affinity zinc transmembrane transporter activity
Source: RefSeq, a predicted model, not a curated record